Molecule: messenger RNA, 801 nt
Organism: Caenorhabditis remanei
Lineage: Eukaryota; Metazoa; Nematoda; Chromadorea; Rhabditida; Rhabditidae
Exons: 7
Coding region: 1-801 (266 amino acids)
Source: RefSeq, a predicted model, not a curated record
AUGACAAAUCAGAAAGAGGAAUCAAAAAAUGAGAGAAAAGCAGUAAUACUUGGCACAGGACAUAAAGCUCUUUUUUUCAAACAAUUGUGUGAUGCUGCAACCAAGUACGAGAGACAUGUUCACUAUCCAGAUGUUCACUAUCUUACUGUAGAUCAUAUGGGAGCCGAGCAAGUGGUCGAAAUCACCGAUCCAGGAUUGGCACGAACCGGAAAUCGUGAGAUGGCUCUGACGGAUGCUGACUACGCUAUCCUCUACUACUCGUCUGUUAACAUCGACUCUCUUCAAGCACUCCAUCCAUUGAUCCAACCGCUUCAGAAUCGAAAAAACCUACCAAUUCUCCUUGUCUGUGACUCCGAUGAAGUCAUCCUCGAGGAAACGGCAUCACAGCAUACAAAUUCCACAUCAGAAGGCUAUGAAUCAGAUGACCGAGAUGGUAUGAAGAGACACUAUUCGAUGGAACAAAUUCGUAAAAGUUUGGAUGACAACGUGACUUCAGUACUCGACCAGGGGGAGAAAUUGGCUCAAGAUUUGGGGACACGAUGCUCGUUCCUAAAAAUCAGCUCUAGUAACUCUUCAGAUGCUAAGAAGGUGUUAACCCAGAUGGUGAUAUCUCUCCAUAAAUCUGGGCCAGUUCGAAAUCGAAGGAUGUCUAAAAUUGCCAAUAUGCUACGUUCGAAGUCAUCCGACAAAUCAUCCGACGAGAAUAUGAUAUUUGAAGCGGUGAAUGAGAAGAAAAGUGAGAAGAAAAAGGAAAAGAAGGGAGGAAGAAUGGAAGACUCCAAAGUGUGCAUUGUGAUGUGA